GCUUACGACAAGCGGGAGGAGCUUGGGUCGGGCAUUGCUUACGACAAGCGGGAGGAGCUUGGGUCGGGGAUUGCUUACGACAAGCGGGAGGAGCUUGGGUCGGGCAUUGCUUACGACAAGCGCGAGGAGCUUGGCUCGGGUAUUGCUUACGACAAGCGGGAGGAGCUUGGGUCGGGCAUUGCUUAUGACAAGCGCGAGGAGCUUGGCUCGGGUAUUGAUUACAACGACUAGGACAACAGACUACUACUACAUAGUACAUAGCAUAGUGAGACAACUGUCUUGGAAAUACACCAAUAGAUCUCAUGGUUAUCCAUUAGAUUAUACAACAAAUAUUCAUAUCAAGCUCACAUGUCAGCGACUUUUAACAUCCAAACACAGACUGAGAUCCGCCUAGGCCUGCGAAAUAUUUCUCCAACACACUCUUCGACACGACAUGCUUCGGGCAUCUACGUCCCGUCCAUGUUUCAAAUUGCACAUAGCCCUGCUCCAGGAGC
Molecule: messenger RNA, 494 nt
Organism: Suillus clintonianus
Lineage: Eukaryota; Fungi; Basidiomycota; Agaricomycetes; Boletales; Suillaceae
Exons: 1
Source: RefSeq, a predicted model, not a curated record